UCCUCCUCCCGCGCCGCCAAGUCCGCCGCCCAACUGCAGGACUGCGGCCUCUGGAGAGAUUCGGCGCUAGCCUGCCAGCAGACAGCAAAGUGGGCGGAUAGGUGGGCCCCGCGUGAUCUUUUCGGGGAGAAAGGAGGGGGCCCCUUUUCCGGCCCCCAAAAUCUCCCCAGCCCCUGCAGCCUGCCAGGCCGGCGAGGGAGAACCUGAGGAGCCGCAGACGCUCUACCCGGUGCUGCCGCCGCCAUGGCUGCCAUGAUGGGUCGGAAGUGAGCCCCAGGGCGACGGCUGCCGGCGCCGGCGCUUGGAGUGCCCGCUCCCCGGCCGCCUUCGCCCGGGGAGUCGCGGCGCACCGAUUACUGACUCUCACGGCUUCGCGCCCCCAGGCUCUCAGCGCCGGUCCCCUUCUUCCGAGACUGAGAGGCGGGGAGUGGUUCCCGGCUGCCGGCCCCGGCCGCGAGGAAGAUGGCGGACCCGGCCGAGUGCAACAUCAAAGUGAUGUGUCGCUUCAGACCUCUCAACGAGUCCGAAGUGAACCGCGGCGAUAAGUACAUCGCCAAGUUUCAGGGAGAAGACACGGUCAUGAUAGCGUCCAAGCCUUACGCAUUUGAUCGGGUGUUCCAGUCAAGCACAUCUCAAGAGCAAGUGUAUAAUGACUGUGCAAAGAAGAUUGUUAAAGAUGUACUUGAGGGCUACAAUGGGACAAUAUUUGCAUAUGGACAAACAUCAUCUGGGAAGACACAUACAAUGGAGGGUAAACUUCAUGAUCCAGAAGCAUGGGAUUAUUAGAAUAGUCAAGAUAUUUUUAAUUAUAUUUACUCCAUGGAUGAAAAUUUGGAAUUCACAUUAAGGU
This is a messenger RNA of Microcebus murinus (gray mouse lemur), 850 nucleotides long. Lineage: Eukaryota; Metazoa; Chordata; Mammalia; Primates; Cheirogaleidae. The record is from RefSeq and is a predicted model, not a curated record.